Molecule: messenger RNA, 438 nt
Organism: Anisakis simplex (herring worm)
Lineage: Eukaryota; Metazoa; Nematoda; Chromadorea; Rhabditida; Anisakidae
Source: the annotation of a GenBank genome assembly
AUGCGCGUUACAUCAGCGCUGUACGGAAAUCUGAACAAAAUCCACUGGAAUCGUCGAGUUUGGGAGGUUGGCUAUCGAGGACCACUUUUACCACAAAGAAAAGCCACCGGUCGGCCGGAUUAUCCGGUAACAGGAAAUCGCAUUCUUCUGCUACGUGAAAGAUUCGAACGUGAAUGGAACGUUAUGAAAUGUCUUGCAACGCCUUAUCUUACGAAGGAACAAGAAGAAGAAUAUGUGAAACUGCACGGUACUCCAUCAGAACAGCAUGAUUCAGAAGCGUUACGAUUGAAACAAGCUUCGAUGCCGAGUAAACCGAAGAAUAUUGAUUUGCAUAGGUAUGGCAGGCAACGUGCUGCGAAUGUUGGCAACUUGUUGCACUCUCAUCGAACUGUUGAAGAUUCCUUAUAUGAACUCAUCCGACGGAAACGUUGGGAUUAA